AUGUUUUCAAAUCUUUCCAAGUUUACUUCCAUUAUUGCACUCGCUUUGCUUCCACUUGUCUCAGCGGACACUGCUCCGUUCGAUGACUGGGACCACGGUCGAGUUCAGUUAAGUAACGUGAGCAUUCAUUUCCGCUACGCGGGAAGUGGACCUCCUUUACUACUUGUUCACGGAAACCCGCAACACAGCUACACAUGGCGUCGUAUGGGUCCUAUUCUCGCCUCUCAUUUCACAGUUAUUGCUCCUGAUAACCGAGGCGCUGGAGAUAGCUCUAUCCCAGCAAACAACGACUAUAGCUCUGAAGCAAUGGCUUCAGACCUCAAGGGUCUUCUAGACUUUCUAAAACUCAACCAAACCUUAGUGUUCUCUCAUGAUAAAGGCGUAGGCGCAGCAUCUGCCCUAGCAGUCCUUUUCCCAGACUCGGUUACGUCGCUUGGUAUAUCUGAAUAUGGCUUACCAGGAUACGGAUACGAGGGUUUAUCUUGUCCCUCUCCCACAUGGGAUCUCUACACCAACUGGCAACUGGCAUUUUUUAGCGUGCCGGAUGCAGCAGAGUUCUUUAUUCGCGGCCGAGAAAAGGAAAUGCUGUCCUGGUAUUUUUAUCACAGCAGCUACAGUGGUAACGAGGCGAUUCCGGACGACGUUCUCCAGCGUUAUGCGAAUAGUAUUAGCAAACCAGGCUUUUUACGCAGCAUGCUGGGUCCUUUUUCUAGCGCCUCAACAACAGCGGACAAUAGUUUCUUCACCAAGGGAUUUGAUGGCUCAACUUUCAAGAUGCCUCUCCUUGCCCUGGGUGGUGAAGCAAGCCUUGCACCAGAGAGUGUAUUGAAGCAACUGUGGGGCAAUCUCAGCCAUAACGCAACAUAUGACAUAGUUCCAAAGGCCGGCCAUUGGAUCGCAGAUGAGAAUCCUGAAUGGGUUGCGCAGCGCCUGGUGGAGUUCUUUGGGAGUGCGGCAUCUACCUUGAAACCGGCAAACCUCACAUGGCUGAGCAACAAGGUAACUCUUGUUUAA
Messenger RNA from Trichoderma asperellum CBS 433.97, 1014 nucleotides. RefSeq lists its product as uncharacterized. Lineage: Eukaryota; Fungi; Ascomycota; Sordariomycetes; Hypocreales; Hypocreaceae. The record is from RefSeq and is a predicted model, not a curated record. Gene Ontology annotation, molecular function: hydrolase activity.